Messenger RNA from Staurois parvus, 378 nucleotides. The record is from the annotation of a GenBank genome assembly. Lineage: Eukaryota; Metazoa; Chordata; Amphibia; Anura; Ranidae.
AAGAUCUCACACGGGGAGAAGCCAUAUUCCUGUCCUGAGUGUGGGAAAUGUUUUUCAGAGAAGUCCCAUCUUUACAGACAUCAGAGAUCUCACACGGGUGAGAAGCCAUAUUCCUGUCCUGAGUGCGGGAAAUGUUUUUCACAGAAGUCUCAUCUUUACAAACAUCAUAGUUUGCACACGGGCGAGAAGCCGUAUUCCUGUCCUGAGUGCGGGAUAUGUUUUUCAGCGAAGUCCAGUUUUUCUAGACAUCAGAGAUCUCACAAGGGUGAGAAGCCGCAUUCCUGUCCUGAGUGCGGGAAAUGUUUUGUAGAAAAAUCAAAACUUGUCAAACAUCAGAGAUUUCACACUGGGGAGAAGCUACUUUCCUGUCCUGAGUGA